Molecule: messenger RNA, 2606 nt
Organism: Zootermopsis nevadensis
Lineage: Eukaryota; Metazoa; Arthropoda; Insecta; Blattodea; Termopsidae
Source: RefSeq, a predicted model, not a curated record
GUCAGUUACGAAUGUUUUCUAAGCGUUUUUGUAUUUUGUCUGUCUCUUGCUUUAUUCGCUUCUGUUACUUAUUCUUUAUGUUUGUCUUUGUAUGGUAAACGACGGAAGUGUCGUCGCACACCGCAAUUCUCGUGGAAAGAUGGUUUGAAGUGUUUUGAAGUGUUGUUGAUGGAAACUCAUAUCGAACAUAGCUGUGGGAAAAUAAACGUCUCUGAUGUACGUACAUUAGUAACGUAUUGCGAUGGUAGAGAUACAAGAACUGAACGUAUUGUACGUGGCAAUAUGUUAAAGUCCCCUCGUGAGAGGAAAGAGUAAUAGACGAUAACAAAGAGGAACUGACAGCGCCAAACAAAACGAUAGUAGUAGAGGAGGGAUGAUAGAAAACCCAAAGGCGUGGAAGGAAGUUGAAUAACCACUGAAACAGGUCUAGGCCAAUGAUAACAGGCAGUUUUUUUUAACAUCUAGACGCAUGCGAUUUACACGACAUAAGAGUGCCAUACGGUGUUCAGUAUUUCUGUAUAGUGUUUUCGCUUAGCAGCCAUUGAAGUAUGGUUCUGAGUGAUACGCAGGCAGUUGUGGUUGUUAUUGUGCUGUGAACAUGGGGGUGGAUACUUUGUGCCUUCUUGGACAGUAAAAUUUCAAGAAUCUUAAGUGGUUGUCAUGGAAGAGGACUCAAAAACCACCGAGUGGGCUUUAUUGUUCCCACUCAAAGCGGGAUUAUUUGCUUUCAAAUCGUCCACAGUUGUUAACCAUUCAGAUCCUAAUUCCGAUGUAUCAAGCAGCAAAGACACGAAGAUCCUCCAAAGAGAUUGUCUUGAUGACGGGAAAUUGGAAGAUUCAUUUUGUACUAUUUCCAAUCCCGCCAGCUCCAGGAUGAAGAUGAGACGUCGGUCAAGCAUGUCGGAUAUUGAUAAAUUUACGUCUUCAGUCGGACUUCUUCCUGAUCUUGUUCGGUACACUGGUGGCAGCAAUACUGCCAGUGGUUACCAUCUUCGUGUCGGUGGAGACGGGUACGAUUCAGUGCCUCAUAGUCCAGGAACGUCUAGGAGGAGCAAUACUCCUGACAUCGGAGCUUGCGGAAGUAUCGGUGAUCUGAUGAACAUGAAACGUUACGGAGGGAGUUCGUGGAGCGUAAGAAGUUGUACGGAGACAAUUAUUGCCAAAACUGUUCCUCUCUCGACGGUGACUCCCAGAGGCAGCGCUCCGCCAAGCCCGUUACAAGAUCAUAAACAACACCCAGAACUACCGAGAAUUGAUUCCAGAGAAGUUGAGCUGUCGUCAUCCUCCGAAGAUGUGGAAUAUGAUGGGGAUGAGGAGGAUUCAGGGCCUCCACCGAAACUCACCUGCUCGCAGAGAACGGAACGCUUGUCCCGUCUUAUCCGGCAGCAAAGAGGGUCCAUCUUUGUACACACUUCCAAAACGAAGUCCAACUAACUCCUUGGAUUGGAACUGAAAAUGGACCGGGCCGAUUUGGCGGCAACGGGGGUGUAUAGGUACCCUGCGAUGGCUAACAGGCGUCACGAGAGAAACCAACUUAGAGAAGAGUCGAGUUCGGAAAGAUCAAUAGGGGGUGUUUGCGCUGGCUGUAGCGCGCAGGUUACCCCUGCCAAGCACGUUGCCCGCCCGCCAUCGUUCAGUCCAAGCUUGGCCGGGCGUCCAAGCCUCAACAGGAUGUUCGUGUCCAACCACCUAAAAUACUGCUAGUACUCCUCUUACAAAUACUGUGUAUGGGACGAAGCAGACUUCGUUAUUUAUCAGCUCUUACAUUCUGUGUGUCUUUACCGUGUGACAAGUGUGUCCUACUACAUUUAAAAGUGUGUGAUUUAAAUAAGAAGAAAAAUAAGUUGUAUUUUCACCAUUAAAUUUAAUGUAUAAAUUAAAUAUUAUACGAGUAUAAUAUAUCGUUCUUAGAAUAAAUUAAUUUAUUCGUUCAAUUUCUGGGCCUAAACAUAAAUCGAUUUCGUGUUAAUAUCCACAUAUUUUGACACCUCUGUAAAGAUCUCUGUUCGUCGUGUAAAGAUACAUAGCUUUUUAAUAUUUAAAACCAGCUCCUAUUAAAUUAAUCAUUUCUGUGAAUUAUAUUCUUGCAAAAUAAAGUCGCCAAAUGUUUAUGUGUUCUCAAAGUUGUCGGUGUUAAUUAAUUUAAGUGAUCGUGAACCAAGUGGAAUGUGGAUUGUCCGUUUUUAACUCCCGGCACAAAUAUUUUCGUCAUUAAUAACAAGAGGAAAAUACGAAAUUUGUAUUUUAUAUGAGAAAACUGCUGGGUAUACAAGAACCUGCAAAAGUGGUUAUAAUUUUGGUGAAUACACAAGGCUGAAAAGAAUAUUCUGACAGGAAACUGUCGAUUCUUCCGUGGGCAUGCAACAGCCGAUGCUGGAAACAGAACAUUUCCUUAAAAAAAUUAAAAAAUGUCGACGAAAUGUCAGUCAUAACGCAUAUCAAUUUAUGUUCGCAGUUUUCCGUAAAAAAAUGUUGAAGAGAGAUUCUUUCAGUUCUUUAUUUUUUAAAUACUAAAUAACAGAGAAGAAUACAGCACUAGAAGAUUUAUUUUUCCCUGCUCUAUGAUAAGUGAAAAUAUGUUUACUAUUGAUGUUGGUGUGGAGGAA